CCCCUUUACGGCCAGCUCCUCCCCAUGCUCGCCAGCCCCCAUAAAAGUGCUGCCCUGGGUGAGUGCUGGCAUCCACCACUGCCUCCUAGCUCAGCUUGGGAAAAGGGCUCAGCUCCAUCCCAUCCCACCAAGAUGUCUUGCUAUGACCUGUGCCCACCAAAAACCAGCGUGGCCGUGCCCCAGCCCAUCGCUGAGAGCUGCAACGAGCUGUGCGCGCGCCAGUGCCCCGACUCAACGGCCUUCAUCCAGCCACCGCCCGUCGUCGUCACCUUCCCCGGCCCCAUCCUCAGCUCCUUCCCCCAGCAAGCCGUGGUGGGCUCCUCCGGAGCACCCGCCUUUGGGGGCUCCUUGGGACUGGGGGGCCUCUACGGCGCCGGGGCCACUCAGGGCUCGGGGGGCCUCUGCACCUUUGGCAGACCCUACGUGUCUCCUGCCUGCAGCCCCUGCCCCUUGCCCCGCUACAGCAGGAAGUUCUGGAACACCUGUGGGCCCUGCUAAACCCAUGCUCAAACCUUUUCUCUUCUUCCUUCAUCAUCCUCUUGCCAAGUUUUAACGCCUACUUUGCCUUUUAUGACCCUGAACUGAGCCCUGUGCUGGCCACUGCCUCGAAGAUGCCUCCAGAAACGCUUCUCCUGAAGACCUAGGCACCUCCGUCCUGCCUAGGACUCUAGUACGUCUUUGAUGUUCUGUCCGUUCCUGUCUUUACAAUAAAAUAAGCUUGCAUCCUA
Gallus gallus (chicken) is the source of this 728-nucleotide messenger RNA. RefSeq names its product scale keratin-like (gene CBP2O1). NCBI's taxonomy places the organism in Eukaryota, Metazoa, Chordata, Aves, Galliformes, Phasianidae. The transcript has 2 exons. Gene Ontology annotation, cellular component: intermediate filament. The record is from RefSeq and is a predicted model, not a curated record. Gene Ontology annotation, molecular function: structural constituent of cytoskeleton. Bases 25 to 498 code for a protein of 157 amino acids.